GCAUUAUGCUAUGGCAGCAACAAGCUCUAGUGGCUGGCGAGGAUAGGGUGUUUUCCAUGACGAUGAUUUGGACUUGCAUGUGCGUCAUCCACCUCCUGACUGCGCUGAGAGGAUGCUGGUCCCUGAUGAAGCAACCCCACUGCAAGAUUCGUUAGCCGAGCUCGUUAGAUGAGAAAGUGGCUUGAGCUGCAUAGUACACUCCACUCUCUCGUCGCCUCACUGCUGACUUUGCUAGGCCGUCAAUCUCGCCAACUGUGCAGCAUUCAUGUGCAGCAUUCAUGUGCCGGCAAAUCUGCUUGUUUGCUAGUCUUUACUUUGACUGCGUCUGGGCAGCGACCAAGACAGCUUCGCCACCAUAUUAAGUCCAACGAAGCACGCAGGCACGGUUACACUACAGUAAAUCCCCGAACGUAUUCCAAGCACCUUGAUUGGAUCGUGAAGGCACGAAGCCGAGCAGUGGAGUCGGCCAUGACCGCGGCUGUGCCAGUCAGAAAGCCACCGUGGAGACUGCGUGCAGAUCUCUCGCCAAGACCCUAGAACAUGUCCAGACACAAGCCCCAUCGGCCGUGUCUGCCGCCGUAUACACCGUACUCACUCGGGGCUGACCACUCUUCUCUUCUCAGGCCCGCGACCCACGCGAGUAGCUUAAUGCACAGCAAUAAAGCCGGGGGA
Bipolaris sorokiniana ND90Pr is the source of this 672-nucleotide messenger RNA. RefSeq lists its product as uncharacterized. The coding region runs from base 169 to 537 and encodes 122 amino acids. Lineage: Eukaryota; Fungi; Ascomycota; Dothideomycetes; Pleosporales; Pleosporaceae. The record is from RefSeq and is a predicted model, not a curated record. The transcript has a single exon.